Molecule: messenger RNA, 3776 nt
Organism: Hemibagrus wyckioides
Lineage: Eukaryota; Metazoa; Chordata; Actinopteri; Siluriformes; Bagridae
Gene: nbn
Product: nibrin
Exons: 16
Coding region: 173-2650 (825 amino acids)
Biological process (GO): mitotic G2 DNA damage checkpoint signaling; telomere maintenance; double-strand break repair via homologous recombination
Cellular component (GO): Mre11 complex; nucleus
Molecular function (GO): protein binding; damaged DNA binding
Source: RefSeq, a predicted model, not a curated record
GUCCUCGUUCACCGGAUGUUGUAAAGUUAGCGCGCCUCUCCUGCUCCUCGAGAAGUGUUUAGUAGCUGUGAAAACACACGCACUUGUGAAUUUGGAACUGAUCUCCAUGUAGUUUAUCAUGACGGAGACUGAAAUGGUGUGAAUCAGUACUGAGUCUCUGAGACACGCCGCAAUGUGGAGACUACACUCUACAGAAUCGGGGACAGGCCCGAUCUCUUUGCUUGCUGGUAAGGAGUAUGUAGUAGGCCGUAAGAACUGUGACAUCCUUCUGUCCAAUGACCAGUCCAUCAGUCGUGUGCAUGCCCUCAUCACCGUCACUGACCAGGCCGUCGCGCUGAAGGACAGCUCCAAGUACGGCACUUUUGUCAACGACAAGCGGUUAGAGACUGGCUCCACCAAGACUGUCCAUGCUGGAGACAGAAUCACAUUUGGGGUUUUCCAGAGCAAGUUUAGGCUGGAACUGGACUCUGUGGUUGUUUGUUCAUCGUGUGUUGACAAUGAAGGGAAAGCAACUCUCUCCAAGGAAGUCCAGGCUCUUGGGGGACGUCUGGUCAACACCUGGUCUCAGGAGUGCACUCACCUAGUCAUGCCUGCUGUUAAAGUCACCAUUAAGACGAUCUGCGCACUGUUGUGCUGUCGACCCAUAGUGAAACCCAAGUUUUUCACUGAGCUCUCCAGAGCUGUUCAGCAGAGAGAAAACCUUCCUAAAGCGGAGAGCUUCUGGCCGGAGAUAGAUGAGCCGAGUCUCACUAAAGAGAAAGUGGACCUCGGACCCCGUCAUGAGAGAAAGACUCUGUUUGUGGGCAAAACCUUUGUCUUUCUCAACACCAAACAGAUGAAGCGUUUAAGCCAGGCCAUCAGUUUUGGAGGUGGAAGAAGCCAGCUUUUGGAGGAGGGAUCUCUUCCUGUGUCACUCCUAGAGUCCACAGAAACAUGUGUAGUUGAUGUGACUACAGGAUCCUCCGAACCACUGAUACCUCCUACCACCAAGAAAUGGGCAAAUUCUGUCGGCUCGAUUCUGCAUAGAAAUUGUUUACGUUUCAUUGCUGAGUCGGAGAUUGGAUUGGCUGCCAUUUAUGUCAAUAAUCAGACAUACUGCAAUCCCUGCUCCUCUUUGGAUUCACAAUCUGUUAAAAUGAGGCCAGCAAUCCCUGAAGCAACACUUUCCCAGAAUGCAGCCGUGGAUGAGACUGUGCUUCAUGGAGCCUCCCUAAACAUCACUGCCUAUGUGGUUAAUACAGAGCCAUCUCAGGGUAUCGGCAGGAAGGGCAUGUGUGAGGCCACAGCUGUGGGUGAGACCCUGGAAAAACGCCCUGCAAAUCCACUGAGUGCAUCAACAUUUAAGAAGCCACCAAUGGUCACAGAUCUGCCACCUGCCUGCUCUGAGCCUGUGUCCUCAUUCAGCGAUGUAAAGAAAGAAAAGAAGGCCAAAUCAGAAAGCCAGAAGAGUGAUGAAUGUAAUAAAUCCACAGGCUCUUCGAACAACAGUGCCACAUUUAAAAAAUCCCCUCAGAAACAAUCGUCACUGACUUCCUACUUCAAGCCGUCCAACAAAAAGAGGCAGCGUGAAGGCAGCCCCGACUCUGAUCAAUCAGAGGCCAAACUCUCCAGACAAGAGAAUGAGGAAAGCAACUCUAAUCAGGCUCCUUCUCUACAAAAAUCCUCUGUCUCCAGAUUUGGCUCAAAAAUAGCCCCAAACCAGCACUAUACAACCCCACGCUAUGGUUUCAGUAGCAGUCUCGGUUUGGGUUCGGGUCUUGCUACAGAUUCCAAAUCUGGUGGUUUGCAACAAAAUUUGAGCCUGAAUUUAGAUUACAGUUCCAAAAAGAGGAAAGCACCAGAACAGGACCCUGUAGCACCUGCUGAUUUAGAUGUUUCUCUGGAGGAACUCGAGUCCAUCAUGUCUGAGGACAUGGAUGAACCUCAGCCCACAGCUAAUAAGAAGCAGUGUUUGGAUCAAGGGGAAAGAAGCACAACCAUUGUAGGGAAGGAUCACAGGGAUACCUUCAGCAAGCAGCGGAAAGCAGAGAAACAGCAAAGCAUAGGCGGAACAAGCCGGAACUCGGAACAGGAAACGCAAAGUUUAGCGAAUCGGGAUCCAAAGAAAAUGUCACGGGUCACAUCUAGUAAGAUGCAGGAGUCGGAACGGGAACAGCGCAGUUUAACACGUGGAAAUGAUGGAUGUAAAACUCUAGAUGUUAAAGAAGAGGAAGUGUCUUUUAUUUUGGAAACUAGGGUCAGCAAUGGCUUCACCAAAGACAAUGAAGAGGCUGCAGUAAAGGAAGAACCCAUGGCUUCGACCUCAGGCUCUGGUCCUGGAAAAGACCCUGAACUUCCUAGUAAGCUUUUGCAAGUCCAGUUUAUGUCCCUGACUGUGAGGGCCCCCAGCAGGACGAGGGUUGAGCCACUACAGAGCCGUGAUGCAAAUGGAAAGAAUUUCAAACGUUUCCGUAAGGUCCCUGUUCCUGGACUUCAGGGGUUACCAAAAAUCAUCGGUGGAUCUGACCUGGUUGCUCAUAACCGCAGCAAAAACUCCGAACUUGAAGAGUGGCUGCGGGAUGCAGCUGAGCAAGAGAAACAGCAAGAACGAGAGGAGACUCUGGGUGAUGACCUGUUCAGGUACAAUCCAAGGACUACUAAAAGAAGAUGAAGAUUGUUUAUUUUCAGUUUUACUGAUUUGAAUGUUCAAGCGAAGACCACAGCUUUACUGUUAGUGGUUUACAACCAUUAUGCUUUUCGAGCACUUGGUGCAGUUGCCAUUUUACACCUACUUUUAGACCAUUAUGAAAGACAUGGUGUGUAACAUUCUGGAAAAUUGCUUAUUUUUCAUAAGCCUUCAUGUUUUACUUUGCCAGGCAGCUUUUUUUCCCCACGGCUAUCACAAAUAUCAAUAAUAAAUAGCACCUUAUAAAAAUUAGAUACAUCCCAAGACCAGCUACACUGAUCAGGCAUAACAUUAUGACCAACCUCCAAUAUGUGUUGGUCCCCCUUUUGCUGCCAAAACAGCCCUGACCCGUCAUACACGGUGUAUUCUGACACCUUUCUAUCAGAACCAGCAUUAACUUCAACAACAUUUGAGCCUUGGCCGCCCAUGACCCUGACGCCGGUUCACCACUGUUCCUUCCACUUUUGAUAGAUACUGAUCACUGCAGACCAGGAACACCCCACAAGAGCUGCAGUUUUUGAGAUGCUCUGAUCCAGUGGUCUAGCCAUCACAAUUUGGCUCAAAUCCUUACGCUUGCCCAUUUUUCCUGCUUCUAACACAUCAACUUUGAGGACAAAAUGUUCACUUGCUGCCUAAUAUAUCCCACCCACUAACAGGUGCCAUGAUGAGGAGAUAAUCAGUGUUAUUCACCUCACCUGUCAGUGGUCAUAAUGUUAUGCCUGAUUGGUGUAUAUGUACUAUUAAUAAAAUACGGCUUCUUCAUUGAACACUACAAAUACACAGGAUGCGGAAACCAUGCUGUCCAAUACCUGCCCAAGUGAAUGAAUGUUUUUAUUUGUAUUGUGGAUAUUUGAAUUUUUGUGAUAUAUCCGUGACAAAAAGCUAACGUGAAGGCUUCAUGAAAUACAGUAAAUAAACACCACCUUAACAUAUUGCCAAGCCACCAUCCAUGUUUUUGCAAUGUUUAUGCUUGUUUAUCCAUGUUUUCAAAUGAUCAAGUUGAAACUUAUAAUUAAUACUUUUCUUUAUUUAAAUAAAGCCCCAAAAAAAUGUAACAGACAAAAUAUUUUGAAAAGUUUUAAUUGUCUCUAAUAAAACAAUGUUUACAAAA